CCAAGGUUAAACCACGAUAUUGCGUAACAUCCAUUACUGAUUCAUAAAUAAAAAAAGAAAAUGUCAUAAUUUUUUGAUAUAUUUUGUUGUGACAAUUUUUAAAGGCAUUUUUUCCAUUUGCUAUUAUUAUAUGAUUAUUUCUUGUUUAUUAUAUCAGAUUUCCAAAAAAAAAACAAUAUGUGAUUUGAAUCACAGAAGAGAAUAUUUGAAUUAAAUAUGUCCCAACAACACAGGCUUAAAGUAAAACCUUGUAGAAGAAGCAGUGGAAGAUCCACUCCUAACUUACUAAAUAGUCAGACUACAGAAUACCAGUCUAAUAAGUUUAAAAAAAGAAAACGUGAGGAGGAUGACGAGGAACAACUUAGUAAUAAGAAGUCCUGCCUUAAUCCCAACUCGCAGAAGCUAGAGGUUUCAAACUCGUCCAACGUUUUAAAUACUAAUAAUAAUAGGGCUCAAAAUAGACUAUCCACACUUCGACAAAAAAUUAAAGGAGAUUUGGAACAAAACAAAGUUUCAUAUAAUUCCAAUCGGACUUUUUGCAGGAAAAAUAGCGAAACCAAAUAUUUGAGUCAGUCAUCAGUUAAAACUAGGACUGAAUGUGUAAAUAACAAGUUUGCUUCACAAAGUAAUUUUGAAAGGGUUGAUGAAAGAAAUAUAGUUAGUGCACCUGAAGACAGGCUUAACACCAAUCUGUAAGUCAAUCUGCAGUCAAUAAUAGACUUAAAAGAUUAAACAGCUCAAAUUGUCCCAGAGUGCCAGAGGUGAAUGUUGUUAGCGAUCUUCGACACAAGCUUAAGGGAGACACAUUGCCUUUAGUUAAUCCAGGUACAAAUGCUAACCAAAAUCAGAAAGCUGAAUCUUCUAGUCACUCUUCAGUUAAUAAUAGACUUAAAUGUAUAAAAACCAAAAGUACAAAUUCCUCAAGGGAACCUAAAGAAAAUAUUCUUAUUAGUGUUAAAGAAUCUAACAGACAAAUAAGCUUAAUUGAGUUUGCUACAAGUAAUAAUAAUGACAGCAUAAAACUGGGUAAUGAAAUUAAAGAAAAAGACUGAAUUUAGUGAUAUUACGUGUGAAGAUGAUUCUAAAUCAACACCUGCCGAAGAGAUUUGUCUACCCAACCAAAAAAACCUCUGUGACUGAGUGGCUCAAUGGAAAUAAAUGCGAAAAAAGAUUUGGAUGUUACUGUAAAUGACUCUUUGUUAGUGAAUUUUGAUGAUACUAUAGUAAAUAAACGUGAACAAACGUGUAACACGAUAGCAGAGGAUUCAAUGGAAUGGGAUUCGGCCACGGAGGAAUCACCAGAGAAAACAAAAAAAGAAAAUGCCAUAUGUAUAGUGACCGACACAAAUGUAUUUAUGCAUUUCUUACAUAAAAUAAAGGAUAUUGUUAAUUUUAAAGUUACAGGUUCUCAAAACGUGAAAGUGUUCAUUCCAUGGAUGGUAAUAACUGAAUUGGAUUACAUUAAAGAUACCUCAAGAGAGGGGAAAAAUGCAGCGCUGAACGCAGCCAAAUACAUAAACCGGUUGUUGGAAGAGAAAAAUCCCAAAGUUUUAGGCCAGCCUGUAGAGGAAGCCGUAAAGCAAGAAGACUAUGGCCUGUCACCGGACGAUAAAAUCUUGAGUAGCUGCGUUCAAGCUUCUAAAAAAUACGAAUCUGUGAUAUUGCUGACGAACGACGUGAAUCUGCGCAACAAGGCUUUGCUGAGCGAGUUGGAGACCAGUUCGCCCCGCGAAAUCCUGCAAAAGUUGCUGUUCAAGCUGAAAAAGAACGUCAAAUCGUUGAAAAUAUCGCAGAAGAUGGCCAGUUUGUGUUCGACAAUCAUUUGUGAAAGGUGCAAGGAAACGUACGGCAAUGUCUGGGACAAGAUGGACAUGCUGCAAGGGGCCCCCUGGAAUUUUAGGGAGUGUCUAAGAAGGAUCAUUAGGUAUUGGAAGAGUGUAUUCAGGGAUCUUAUGUUAAAACAGUGUUUGCCCACGGUAGAAGCUUUGUACAGAUUACUAGAUAGAAAUAAAGAUCACAUCAGUGACGACUCCGAUACCUUCAAUGAAUUCAUGAAACUAGUCCUGGCCAUGCUGGUAUUCCUCAAAGACAUGGAGUACAAGACGCUGGUCCAGAGCACCAUCAACGAAGUUACCGAAAUUGCUGAUAAUUAGUUUGAUUCACGCAAUAUACCUCGAGUUUUAUUUACGUUUUCUAUCUUCCGAGUUUUAUACGUUUGUUAACAAAUAAAGCCAUUUAUUUUC
Molecule: messenger RNA, 2243 nt
Organism: Sitophilus oryzae (rice weevil)
Lineage: Eukaryota; Metazoa; Arthropoda; Insecta; Coleoptera; Curculionidae
Gene: Swt1
Product: transcriptional protein SWT1
Exons: 11
Coding region: 1149-2153 (334 amino acids)
Cellular component (GO): nucleus
Source: RefSeq, a predicted model, not a curated record